GUGUUUCAUUCAUUGUUCCGUUUAUUAAAAUGUAUCAUUUGCUUUUUUCUCUUGCUACUUGUUUGACUUAUUGUGAUGUUAAAGUUUCAAUCCAGUUCUAGAUAUUUUGAUUGAAAAAUAGUGAAGGCUUUCUGGGAAAAUGUUAUUGUAAUGAUACGUUCCCUUCUUUUGUUGCCACUUUUAACAGUUCUAAGAUCAGAAUACUUUGUAAUAAAUCUGGAAUUUUGUCGAAAUAUUCUUCUUAAGACGGUAGUGGUAUCUAUGGUUUUCUACCUUUUUGGUCAGAUUCUGCUUUGUUACCAAUGGAGAGCUUGGCGCAACUUGAGGCGAUGUGCGAGAGAUUAUACAACUCACAGAAUUCAGCUGAGAGGGCUCACGCCGAAAAUAGUCUGAGAUGCUUUUCCGUGAAUACGGAUUAUAUAUCGCAAUGUCAAUACAUUCUCGACAAUUCAUCAAAACCUUAUUCCCUAAUGCUCGCUAGCUCGAGUUUGUUGAAGCAAGUGACUGAUCAUACCCUUCCGCUGAAUCUUCGCCUUGACAUCAGGGCGUAUAUUGUGAACUAUCUGGCUACAAGAGGACCGAAGAUGCAAUCAUUUGUGAUUGCUUCGCUCAUUCAAUUGCUUUGCCGGCUCACAAAGUUUGGAUGGUUAGAUGAUGAUAGAUUCCGGGAUGUGGUCAAGGAAUCUACAAACUUCUUGGAACAGGGUUCUUCGGAUCACUAUGCUAUUGGUUUAAGAAUUUUGGAUCAACUUGUGCAGGAGAUGAAUCAGCCUAACCCAGGAUUGCCUUCUACACAUCACCGGAGGGUUGCAUGCAACUUUAGGGAUCAAUCCUUAUUUCAAGUAUUUCGAAUAGCUUUGACGUCAUUAAGCUAUCUGAAAAAUGAUGCUGCUGGUCGUUUACAAGAAUUGGCGCUUUCUCUUGCACUGAGGUGUGUAUCAUUUGACUUUGUCGGAACUUCAAUUGAUGAAAGCACAGAGGAGUUUGGUACAGUCCAGAUUCCAACUUCCUGGAGGUCAGUAUUGGAGGAUUCUUCCACGUUGCAGAUAUUUUUCGAUUAUUAUGGUAGUACAGAGUCACCACUUUCGAAAGAGGCACUUGAGUGCUUGGUGCGAUUGGCUUCUGUGAGGCGCUCUCUGUUCACAAGUGAUGCUACACGCUCUAAGUUUUUAGCUCAUUUGAUGACGGGAACCAGAGAAAUUCUUCAAACUGGAAAUGGUCUUGCUGAUCAUGAUAAUUACCACGUAUUCUGCCGUCUACUUGGGCGUUUCAGGUUGAAUUAUCAGCUUUCAGAGCUUGGUGAUUCACCAAGUCUACUUGAUGAAUUUGUACCUAAAAUUACUGAGGGUUUUAUCAUCUCCAGAUUCAACUCCGUCCAGGCUAGCGUCCUCGAUGAUCAGACCGAUCAUCCUUUGGAUAAAGUUGAAGUCCUACAGGAUGAGCUUGAUUGUUUUCCUUACCUUUGCAGAUUUCAGUAUGAAAGAACUGGUACAUAUAUAAUAAACACAAUGGAGCCUCUUCUGCAAUCAUAUACGGAAAGAGGGCAACUACAGUUUGCUGACAAUUCGGAGCUAGCAUUUAUUGAAGCAAAACUGUCAUGGGUUGUUCAUAUUGUUGCCGCUGUUGUUAAAAUUAAGCAGUGCAGCGGUUGUAGUGUGGAGACGCAAGAGGUGCUUGAUGCAGAACUCUCCGCUCGUGUUUUGCGGCUAGUAAAUGUUAUGGACAGUGGACUCCAUAGACAGAGAUAUGGUGAAAAAAGUAAACAAAGGCUUGAUCGUGCCAUUCUAACCUUCUUCCAGAAUUUCCGAAAGUCUUACGUUGGCGAUCAGGCCAUGCAUUCAUCAAAACAGUUGUAUGCCAGAUUGAAAGAACUUCUUGGACUGCAUGAUCAUCUAGUUCUGUUGAACGUGAUUGUUGGCAAGAUUGCUACAAACUUAAAAUGUUAUACAGUGAGUGAAGAAGUCAUUGGUCACACGCUAAGUUUGUUUUUGGAGUUGGCAUCUGGAUACAUGACCGGGAAGCUGCUUUUGAAGCUGGACACCGUGACCUUUAUUAUUUCUAAUCACACUAGGGAGCAGUUUCCAUUCUUAGAAGAGUAUAGAUGCUCUCGCAGCAGAACAACAUUUUACUACACUAUCGGCUGGUUGAUUUUCAUGGAGGAUAGCUCAAUAAAGUUCAAGACUUCUAUGGAACCUCUUCUGCAGGUUUUCCGCACCCUGGAAUCAACACCAGAUUCAAUGUUUCGCACUGAUGCUGUGAAGUUUGCUGUGAUCGGAUUGAUGAGGGAUUUGAGAGGAAUUGCUAUGGCUACUAGCAGCCGGAGAAGUUAUGGUCUUUUGUUUGACUGGCUCUAUCCUGCACAUAUGCCACUUCUUUUGAGAGGGAUCUCACAUUGGUUCGACACACCAGAGGUUACGACCCCAUUGUUGAAGUUCAUGGCUGAGUUAGUGCAUAACAAAACCCAGCGCCUUACCUUUGAUUCUUCUUCUCCAAAUGGCAUCCUGCUUUUCCGGGAAGUCAGUAAAUUGAUUGUGGCUUAUGGUUCAAGGAUUUUAGCUCUUCCAAAUGUGGCGGAUAUAUAUGCCUACAAAUACAAGGGGAUCUGGGUUUCACUGACAAUUCUGUCAAGAGCGCUCUCUGGAAAUUAUUGCAACUUUGGUGUGUUUGAACUCUAUGGCGAUCGGGCUCUUGCGGAUGCACUUGAUAUCGCGUUGAAGAUGACCUUAGCAAUACCCUUGGCUGAUAUAUUAGCAUAUCGCAAGCUUACAAAGGCAUACUUUGGUUUCGUCGAGGUUUUGUGUGCCAGUCACAUUACCUUCAUAUUGAAACUAGAUACUGCCACCUUUAUGCAUCUCGUAGGUUCCCUUGAAUCUGGACUCAAGGGUUUGGACACAAGUAUUUCAUCACAGUGUGCAAUAGCUGUCGACAAUCUUGCUUCAUAUUAUUUCAAUAACAUCACAAUGGGUGAGGCACCUACUUCUCCCGCUUCUAUUCGUUUGGCACAGCACAUUGCAGACUGCCCGAGUUUGUUUCCCGAGAUAUUGAAGACUCUGUUUGAAAUAGUUCUAUUCGAAGAUUGUGGCAAUCAGUGGAGUCUCAGCAGGCCUAUGUUAAGCUUGAUUCUUAUAAGUGAGCAGAUUUUCUCUGAUCUGAAAGCUAAGAUCCUUUCAUCACAGGCCGUGGAUCAACACCAGCGACUCUCUACCUGCUUUGACAGUCUUAUGACAGACAUAUCAAGGGGGGUAGAUUCGAAGAACAGAGACAAGUUCACUCAGAACUUGACCCUUUUCAGACACGAGUUCCGCGUUAAAUAGAAUUGCUUCCACGAGCCACAGUCUCUACUACAUAGGGUCUCAUCAGAAAGACCCACAUGACACAGUGAACUAGAAGUUCCCUCUUACUGGAAAAAAAAAAAAAAAAAUCUUCAGGUUUUGCAAAUGGGGGAAAAAGUAGUCGAUAGAUUGUGGUACUGUACAGUUUGGUUCUCUCAGAAGAAAUGGUAAUGAAGGAAAACAAAAUUACGUAGCUUAUACUAUUUGGUGGUUCCUCGCUAGUGGCUUAUUCAAUUUCAACAUUAGGAGUUAUUUUGUCUCAUACCAAACAAAAAUCUUUGUCAGCUCCAUAACAAAGUUGAUGUAAAGCAUUGAAAAUCUAGGGUUUUACUUUUGGCAAUUGUUGCGGCCUAACUGAUCACAUAUUCUUUGUAUUUUCUUGAUUGUGAUGGUAAGCAAAGCUGGAGGAAAAUGCAACAUUUGUUUUGUUUUUAA
This is a messenger RNA of Camelina sativa (false flax), 3767 nucleotides long. NCBI's taxonomy places the organism in Eukaryota, Viridiplantae, Streptophyta, Magnoliopsida, Brassicales, Brassicaceae. The record is from RefSeq and is a predicted model, not a curated record.